AUGAAAUCCCCCACCCUCACCUCCAUCAUCAUCCUCCUUGCCCAAACUGCCACCGUCCACUACCCUGUAAUCACCUCCCUCCGAUCCUUUACCGAACUUUACUGUGACGAACAACACUGGUCAACGGGGUACACCCUCUCUCGCUCGCAGGCCACGGGGACUUGUAUAGGAUUGUACGAGAGCCGGAGUCUAAGCGUGGGAUUUUUGGAUGCUAGAUGUCAUGGUAGGCGAGAUAGGUAUGGGAAGCGGAUAGGCUUAGUCAAGAACAGGGAUGCAAAGAUCCGGGAGUGGUGA
Molecule: messenger RNA, 294 nt
Organism: Neurospora tetrasperma FGSC 2508
Lineage: Eukaryota; Fungi; Ascomycota; Sordariomycetes; Sordariales; Sordariaceae
Exons: 4
Coding region: 1-294 (97 amino acids)
Source: RefSeq, a predicted model, not a curated record